CUCCCCUUUCGCAUCCCCCUCUUUCCUAUUAUCCUCCCCUCCUGCUUCGUCUCUUUGUUCCUCCCCUUCCCCUUUCAUGAGGGCCGUCGGGAUGAAGGGCGUCAGCAAUGAGUCAUCGAACACGGACAUGAUGCGCCAGCAUCAGAUGAGAAAAGUCAAGGUGGUCGGCGACGGCAUGAAGCACGAGGACGUAGACCUCAUGGUAUGCACAGACGUCGUUGACAAAACUCGAACCGCAGUGCUGAACGGCUGCUCCGAUUAUGCGGCUUUCCUGGAUGUCCUCGACAAGAAUCCGGAUGACAAGUGCAUGGUGUCAGACGUGGACCCGCAGUUGAUCAUGAAGGUUUUCUUCAAGGAGAAGGUGAAUUUGUCGGCAGUGACUUUGCGCUUCAGCACCCCCCCCCGUAAAGGGGAGGAGGACGAGGAGGUGUAUGCGAAGCCUCGGCUUAUCAAGUUGUACACAGGAGCUUCUGUCGACGAGAUGGAUUUCUCCGAUAUAGACAUAGCUGAACCAAAAGCCAUUCACAUUGUCGAGGGGGAGGACGAAACAGAGGCGUGCAUAUCAUGCAGGGGUGGGAAGUUCCAGAGGUUGGAGUGCCUGGCCAUCCUGAUUGAGGAAGCCGCUGACGCGGACGCCACGCGGUCCUACGUCAAUCGCGUGUGCAUCAGCGGGCACCAGGCAGAGUCGUACCACGCGCAUUACAAGUGAGGCGCCGCCAGGGAGAGCUGGGACCUCGGGCAGUUGAACAGCGCCCGCGACUCGGCCCGUGAAUGCCGCGCGGCCUAGUGACCCAGUUGCUUGCGCAGCCGCCGUCGCCUCAAGGGAAAGAAGCGCAAGGAGGCAGUGCACGUGCAGCUACGCGUGCAACGCAGGGCUUUGCCCAGAGGUUUUCGGAGGG
Molecule: messenger RNA, 899 nt
Organism: Prorocentrum cordatum
Lineage: Eukaryota; Dinophyceae; Prorocentrales; Prorocentraceae
Source: the annotation of a GenBank genome assembly